AUGACUAUCAAUUACCAUGCAUCGAUUCGAACUUCUCAUCCGCUUCGUUUCUAUCGUUUACUCUUUUUUUCAUGGAAGGCCAGCCUUUGGAAAGCGGUUUUUGCGCAGCUUCUUGUAUGGCUUCUCGUCUACCAUAUCAUUUCUUUCAUUUACCGUUUCGCGCUUGAUGACGGGCAAAAGCGCGAUUUCGAGAGGGUCGUCUUCUUUCUCAAGGAUCGAAUGAGCUAUCUGCCACUAGAAUUCCUCAUGGGUUUCUUCGUGACAAUCAUUUUCAAUCGCUGGAAUACUCUUUACUUGAAUAUUGGAUUCAUUGACAAUAUCGGUUUAAUGACAGCCGAGUACGUUCGCGGACACAACGAGUUAGGGAGACGUUUUCGACGGAAUAUCCUACGCUACUCAGAAGUCGGUCAGAUCAUGCUUUUUCGAGAUAUUUCAAUGAGAGUAAGAAGAAGAUUCCCGACAUUGGACUCUGUCGUGGCUGCUGGCUUUCUUCUACCCGACGAGAAAAAGCAACUUGAAGAAUACUCGGAUAAAGGAGAGAACGCGAUGCAAUGGGUGCCUUUCAGAUGGGCACUCGAGCUAUGCCAUGAGGCACGUAAACUUGGGUUGAUCGAGAGUGACUACUAUCAAACGGUUGUGCUUAAUGAGAUUCGCACCUUCCGCACGAAUAUGGAAUGGCUACGGAACUACGAUUGGACACCGUUUCCUUUGAUCUAUCCAACGGUCGUUUUCUUCAUGGUCCAUAUGCAUUUCACUGUUGCACUCAUCUCGCGGCAGCUUACCUUUCAGGAUGCUGAUGGAAAAGAAUUGCUUGACGUCUACUUUCCGUAUAUGGAGACGCUGGAGUUCAUUUUCUACAUGGGAUGGCUGAAAGUAGCUGAAACGAUCAUAAACCCGUUCGGCGAAGAUGAUGACGAUUUUGAGGGAAACGCGCUCAUUGACAGGAAUAUUACCAUGGGUUUAAUGAUUGUCGAUCGAGCUUUCGAUAAUCCGCCUGAGUUGAGGAAGGAUCAAUUCUGGAAUGAUCAGGAACCCCGAUUGCUGUACACAGAGGAAUCGGCGAGACUGCCACAGACACGUUUUGAGGGAUCUGUGUCACAUAUAAAUUUGGUGAACUUUGGCCAUAAAGUUCAUAUGAUGCCAAGAGCUUUCUCAGUGGAUCAACUGAAUGAAUGGACUGAAACGACAAUGAAUGGACUCGAGAACAAGAUCAGAAGGAAUACGGCUGAUAUUUUGAAUGAAGAGAGCCGUAAAGAGUCGAGUAAAUCGAUCGACAAUCACCCGACCGGCUGGCAGAGAGUUCUCUCUUGGAGGAAAUCUUUCCGACCGAUUUUCCGACUUGGCACCAAUGCAGUUGCCGAUCAAAACGAUUCAAAGCGAAACAACCAAGGCGAGGUUUUCGUCGUGGACAUUCACGAGAACGGAAAAAUUCGUCCAAUGAAACCACUU
This is a messenger RNA of Mesorhabditis belari, 1449 nucleotides long. The record is from the annotation of a GenBank genome assembly. NCBI's taxonomy places the organism in Eukaryota, Metazoa, Nematoda, Chromadorea, Rhabditida, Rhabditidae.